This is a messenger RNA of Formica exsecta, 2980 nucleotides long. RefSeq names its product protein mini spindles-like. NCBI's taxonomy places the organism in Eukaryota, Metazoa, Arthropoda, Insecta, Hymenoptera, Formicidae. Gene Ontology annotation, biological process: microtubule polymerization; centrosome duplication; establishment or maintenance of microtubule cytoskeleton polarity. Gene Ontology annotation, molecular function: microtubule plus end polymerase activity; microtubule plus-end binding. Gene Ontology annotation, cellular component: microtubule plus-end; kinetochore; centrosome. Bases 1100 to 2590 code for a protein of 496 amino acids. The record is from RefSeq and is a predicted model, not a curated record. The transcript is spliced from 6 exons.
GGUUUUUCCGAGCAGCCGUUUCGCCGCUCUAGAUACAUAUAAAUACAUAGUCACCUUUUUGUUUGCGUUCCUUUAUACGGGCCGUGUUUCAAAAUUCACUGCCAGUACUGGAAUUUUAUAAUAUAUGUUAUGUGAACUAUGGAAUUUCAAUACUGGUAGUGAAUUUUGGAACACGGUCACGUUUGAAAACUCGACGUAACGAAUUUAAUGACCGUUGAAAGGUCGUGAGAGAGCGAGUCGCGUGAGCCAACGACAGAUUCACGUUUCACGUGCCUCUUGUUUUGGCGCGCGUUUCAACGCUGCGACUCAGUCGUGAUUAAUAACACGCCAACUGUGUCGAUUUCGAUUUAUUGUCAUCUUGCUAGGCAAGUUAAUCAAUCAUGGAUCAAAAUACAGAGUGUAUGAAAUUGCCUUUGGAGGAGCGCUGUGCACACAAGUCUUGGCGAGCACAUUUGUGUGGAUAUGAGGAAUGUGUGAAGACAUUUCAGUGCAUUGACAAUGAAAAGUCACCAGAGUGGAACAAGUACAUAGGUUUUAAAUUACCAAAGGACUUUAUGAAAAAGUCGAAGCAAAGAAAUGGCAGGUGCGAGAAGAGGCGCUGGAAGCACUCGAAACACUCGUUAAAAAUCCGAAACUGGAAAACGGCGAUUACGGCGAUGUUGUGAGGGCCUUGAAGAAUAUUAUCUCGAAUGACAGUAAUGUAGUGGUAGUUACACUAGCAGGGAAGUGUCUGGCUGUUUUGGCCAAAGGCCUGAAGAAACGAUUUCAGCCGUACGCCACUGCUUGUCUGCCUAUUGUACUGGAAAAAUUCCGCGAGAAAAAGAAGACGGUGGUGCAGGCGUUGCGGGAGCUCGCCGACGCCAUCUACGAGAGCAUCAGCAUUGAUCUCAUCCUCGAGGACACUCUGGCUGCCUUGGAGAAUAAGAAACCACCUGUAAAGGCUGAGACGGCCGCUUACCUAUCCCGAUGUUUUGCGCACACCCCACCGGCCAACCUCAAUAAAAAGCUGCUCAAAUUGUAUACCAGUGCGUUGCUGAAAACGUUAAACGAGUCGGAUCCAACAGUACGUGACAACUCGGCGGAAGCGCUCGGCACGGCGAUGAAAUUGAUCGGCGAAAAGGCAAUGAUGCCGUUCCUUACGGAUGUCGACAAUCUGAAGAUGACGAAGAUUAAGGAGUGCGCCGACAAGGCGGUGAUACUAGUAAAAAUGACGGGCGAUAUGAAGCGACAGGAACGAUCUAACACCGCUCCGGCCGAAAUGGAAUCGCAACAGGCGAAUAAAGCGAGCAAAGACAAUUUGAAGAACGCCAAAUCAAAAAGACCCUAUACCGCGACCGCAAAGAAUUCGGUGGCCAAGAUAUUCGGUGGCGCUUCGUCGCUCAUGUAUCUGGCAUCAUCCACGAAGAAAGCGAUACAGACGGAUACAGAGAAACUAAACAGAAGGAUAAGAGGAUAUAUAUGCAGGCAGAAGGAGAUCAACGAAAUGGCGGCGCAGCUUUUGCCGGUUGAAGUAAUUACUGGUCUAGUGGACAGUAAUUGGAAAACGCGUUUGGCCGCAGUCACACAGCUAUCGGACACCAUUAAGAUGUUGGAUUUAACAGAAGUAUCGGCCCAGGUGUUUGUGCGCACUCUCGCGAAUAAUCCUGGCUUUAGGGACCCGAAUUGCCAAGUAUUGAAAUUGCGCAUAGAAAUCGUCAAAUAUCUGGCGGAGAAUCAUCGCUUUACGGUUAUCGCUGCCGAUUUUUGUCUUCUGGAUAUCAUGAAAAAAUUGACAAACGCAAAGAACUGUUCGAUUGCUACAGAGACCUUGCUAGCAAUCGCCGAGACUACAAGCUUCCAGUAUGUGGCUGAUGAAAUAGUAGAGGAAGUAUUCUAUGAGAAAGAUCCGAAACUGCAGCAGAAGGCACUACUAUGGCUGUGCCGUGGAGUUACAGAGUUUGGUUGUAAUCUCAACAUCAAGUUCAUGAUCGAGAAGAUCAAGAAGAUAAUAACCGCGACAAAUCCUGGCGUGCGCACUGCUGCGGUUAAAUUGCUAGGCACUUUAUAUCUCUAUAUAGGCAGACCGCUGUUGAUGUUCUUCGAAAAAGAGAAGCCCGCGCUGCGACAGCAGAUUAAACAAGAGUGUGAGAGGCGUAACGGCGAAACGCCGCCAAUGCCCACUCGCGGCGCGAAGGCUAGAAAAGUCAAUGCUGUCACUGCCAAAGACGAAGAUGCAGAGGAGUCGUUGUCGGAGAAAAGAGUAAGCGGCAGCGAGCCAGAUCUCGAGCUAAUCUCGCGCGUCGACAUCUAUUCCCAGAUCAUUGAGGCAUUACGAGCCGAAUUGGCCGACAAGAACUGUAAAGUGCGUAACGAGGCGCUGCAGAAAGUGAAUCCUCUCCUUAGUGAAGCCAAUGCUCUCCUUAGUGAAGCAAAUGCUCUCCUUAGUAAAGCGAAUGCUCUCCUUGGUAAUGCGGAGUUUAUCGAACCGACUAUCGGAGAUUUGCCGCAGGGAUUGGCUCUACAUCUUGUGGACAGCAAUAGCAAGAUCGCACAAACAACUUUAGGUAUAUGCGAAAUGUUGGCGACAGCUAUUGGACCGCCAAUAAAAUAGCAUGUUCUGUUCCUCGGGUUUCUGCAAUAUCUGGGUGAUAAUAAAAAUUGGAUUGGAACAGCCGCAAUCUCCUGCAUCAUCACAUGGGCAGAUCAGUGCGGCUGUAAAGUACAAAGUAACUUAUCACCAAGCAACCAAUCAAUCAAUCAACCAAGCUCUUUAAAUCCCCACCAAUCAACAUUUCCUACUUUUUUCCCCCCGAUUACGAUAAUGAUAAAGUAAUCCGCGCUAAUUAAGAUAAUUAUUUUAAAAGACUGAUAUGUGUGAGUGUGCUGCGCGAGCGUGAGCGAGAGCGCGAGAAUGAAUGGACUAUUUUUAUUUUAAUAUAUUGAUAGUAAUGAUGAUGUAAAGUGGCUAGUAAGAUAGCGGAAGAAACAAAAAAAAAAAAUA